AUGAUUUCGACAAAAGUUACCCGAUCUCAAUGCUGCCCACACGUUCGAGACUUGUUGAACGCAUCAAUUAUUGUCUAUCCAAUUCUUCGUCGAACCAAAUAUUAUCAGCUUCCAUACAUGAAAAAUCCUCAUCUUGUUUGCUUUCAUGAUAAUGAAAUAUUCAUGUGUCUUUGUUCAGAGCAAAGAAAUGCGAACUGUUUUCAUUUCAACUUUAAUAUUCAAUUUAAGACACAACAGUUUGGUCUUUCACUCGAUGCAAUUUUAGGUUAUCAGAUUCGUUCUUCUGUGCCUAUUACUAGACAACCCAUCUAUGUCAAGAUCAGUAUUGCUGUAGCUUCACUUAUGGUAAUGCUACGACGGNUCAACUUUAAUAUUCAAUUUAAGACACAACAGUUUGGUCUUUCACUCGAUGCACUUUUAGAUUAUCAGAUUCGUUCUUCUGUGCCUAUUACUAGACAACCCAUCUAUGUCAAGAUCAGUAUUGCUGUAGCUUCACUUAUGGUAAUGGUUGGUUUCAUAUCUGGAACUUUGUCGAUUUCAACGUUUCAAUGGAGAGCAUAUCAAAAAGUUGUUUGUGGCAUUUAUCCUUUUUUAUCAUCGGUCACAUCGAUUUUGGCUUUAUUUGCAUUGAAUUUCAAAUUGUGGUUUCUCAUUCUUGCACAAGCGUCAAUCAUUACUGCUCGACCUUUUCUCAUGUUUAAUUGCAUUUCAACUGAAUUUACUCUUCGAAUCUUCUUAGCUACGACGGAUCGGCCUCAUGCCUGUGUAGCUAUGGAAUGGCUUGCUACAGUUAUUCUUGAUGCCAAUUUUAAUUUAGUCAAAAGUAAAAAACUCGCUAAAGUAUAUGUUUUUAUUAUUCCUCAAUUUAUAUCUGUUUCUCUUGUACAUGAUCGGAUUCAUCGUGACCUUAUUAAUGAUGCAGAGGAGAGUAGAACAUGGUGUCUCAUUAUUUUAACGUCAACUGUUAAAGGCGACAAUUCAUUUACUAACAUUUCUCACUUCAUUGCUCUAUUUACAAUCAAAUUUGUCUCAACUGUUGGUAUUAUUCUCCCCAUCGUAAGGAAAUGUGCAAAAACAGCCAAGAACAAUAUGGAAAACAUAAAAAUCUGA
Rotaria socialis is the source of this 1110-nucleotide messenger RNA. NCBI's taxonomy places the organism in Eukaryota, Metazoa, Rotifera, Eurotatoria, Philodinida, Philodinidae. The record is from the annotation of a GenBank genome assembly.